Molecule: messenger RNA, 1509 nt
Organism: Oldenlandia corymbosa var. corymbosa
Lineage: Eukaryota; Viridiplantae; Streptophyta; Magnoliopsida; Gentianales; Rubiaceae
Source: the annotation of a GenBank genome assembly
AUGACCUUCUCUAUUCUUCUUUCAACAAUCUUUAUUUUUAGUUUCUUCUUUCUUGUAAGAUGGCUUGAACCUAGCACGAAAAACCUCCCACCUUCACCACCAAAACUACCCCUAAUCGGAAACCUUCAUCAACUUGGUCACCUUCCUUAUCGAUCACUUAAAACAUUAGCUGAAAAGUAUGGUCCAAUAAUGCUCCUGCACUUAGGCAGCAAACCCACGCUCAUCAUUUCGUCUCCUGAAAUGGCGGAAUCCGUACUCAAAACACAUGAUCUCAAUUUUUCAAGCCGGCCCGAACCGAAUUUUGUUCGAAAAAUCACGUAUAACUAUCAGGACAUCCUUUUCGCGCCGUAUGGAGAAUAUUGGAGGCAAGCGAGAAGCAUAUGUGUUCAUCAACUUCUAAGCAACAAGCGAGUCCAAUCAUUCAGAAGCAUACGUGAAGAAGAGGUCGCGUCGGUGCUGGAAAAUAUAACAGAAUCUUGCUCGUCGCGUUCUCCGGUAAACGUGACCGACAUAUUGACUAUGCUCACUUACAACAUAAUGUCUCGGGUAGCCAUCGGCCGGAGACUCUCCGGGAAUAAAGUUGGGAAUAAGUUUAAGAAAUUAUCCGACGAAUUUUUAGAGAUUAUCGGAUGUUUUGAUGUUUCCGAUUACAUCCCGUGGCUUUGGUGGAUUAAUAAGCUUAAUGGUUUGGAGGGAAAAGUGGAUAGGGUUGCAAAAGAGUUCGAUGAAUAUAUCGAAACUAUUAUUGAACAAGCAGAGAAGAAAAGGGAGGAAAACUUUAUCAAUGAUGAUCAUCAACAAAGGAUGCAUAAUUUCAUUGAUGUUUUGCUGGACUUCCAGGAGAAAAAUGAUACUGGAUUUGUUCUUCAACGUGAUGCAAUCAAAGCAAUCAUUAUUGAUAUGUUUGUUGGUGGUACUGACACUACAACUACUUUGCUGGAAUGGGUGAUUUCCGAGCUAGUGAAAAACCAAAACUCCAUGAAGAAACUAAAAAAUGAGGUGCGAAGAUUUGCAAAUGAGAAAGGGAAUCACAUAACAGAAGAUGUUUUAGACCAACUCCCUUAUUUAAAAGCAGUUAUUAAAGAGACUUUGCGGUUGCAUCCUCCAGUUCCAUUGUUAGCUCCUCAUGAAUCGAGAAAUGCCAUCAACAUCAUGGGGUAUGAUAUUUCCGCUGGCACACAAGUGAUUGUCAAUGCUUACGCGAUUGGAAGAGACCCUUCAGUGUGGGAAAAUGCGGAUGAAUUUCAGCCUGAAAAAUUCUUGAACAACUCUAUUGAUGUUAAAAGGCAGCACUUUGAGACUAUUCCAUUUGGAUCUGGAAGGAGAAGUUGUCCUGGAUAUGGAUUCGCCAUGGUUACCACUGAAGUCGCGCUCGCGAAUUUAAUUCUGAAAUUCGAUUUCACAUUGCCCGGUGGAGCAAGGCCAGAGGAUCUAGAUAUGAGCGAGGUUGCCAGUAUUAUAACUAAACGGAAAACCCCUCUAAUUCUUGUGGGGAGCUUAGCUAAUUAA